This is a messenger RNA of Aedes aegypti (yellow fever mosquito), 1117 nucleotides long. RefSeq names its product m-AAA protease-interacting protein 1, mitochondrial. Gene Ontology annotation, molecular function: ribosome binding. Gene Ontology annotation, biological process: inner mitochondrial membrane organization; protein insertion into mitochondrial inner membrane from matrix. Bases 96 to 950 code for a protein of 284 amino acids. The transcript has 4 exons. The record is from RefSeq and is a predicted model, not a curated record. Gene Ontology annotation, cellular component: mitochondrial inner membrane. NCBI's taxonomy places the organism in Eukaryota, Metazoa, Arthropoda, Insecta, Diptera, Culicidae.
CUUCGAACUGUCAGUUUUCCCUUUAAACCGCGCUGUUAUUGUUUUUGUGUUACGCCGAUCCGAGAGUGUUAUUUCGUAUUAAUUUUAGUGCUAUAAUGUCGUUUUAUAAUCGUGCCCUAAAACUAAAUCAGUUUUCCCGGUUCCUGCACACUGUUCCCAGUAAUCUCCCAGCGAGUUCCUCCCGAUCUACCUCAGGAAUAUUAGCCUCCCGACUGCGGGAGCCAUUAGGAGUAAUUCCUCAGCAGCGGCGGUUAGCCCUAUGCAGCACAAUAGGAAGUAAUGGCUGCGUUUUCCAUUAUGGUCAAAGGUGCAGCUAUUCUACUGAAGCACCGGAUGAGCUUCCACCCCGAGGACGUGGGCGUACUCUUCCUAAACUGAUGGACUUCCCGGAAAUCAUCUGGCCAUCGAUUAUGAAAUCGAUCAAAAACUGGAUAAUGGUACACUUCAUUAUCCGGCCGUACUUUGAUCGGGAGUUCAGCCUGCCGGAAUUCGUCCAGGGCGCCAAACAGGCGCUGCAGGUCGUAUCAGCAUCCCUUGCGGGAGGUGAACUGAAAUCCCUGGACGGUCUUGUCGAUCGACAGACAUUAAACGAUUUGAAGAAUACCAUCGGAAAGAUGUCCGUUGCGCAACGGUAUGACCUGAUGGUGCAGAAGGAAGACAUCUAUUUUUCGUUCCCGUAUCAGGUUGGCGUGAUGUUUGACGAAGAGGACGAGGCGAGUCAAAAGCGAUUCGUCGAGAUAACUAUGGUGUUUCAUGUUCUAAAAGGCUUGAAAGGAAUGGUGGAACGAGGUGAAACUAUUCCGUUGAAUGUUGGAGUGAUGCCAGAGUACCGCGACAAGAUCAGUAUCUGCAACUAUCGUUUCAUCAAAGAGUUUACCAAAGGCGUCGAUUCGGACUGGACCGUCAACGUGGUGAGUCACUUCAAGCCCAGCGAUCUGAUUGACGAAUGAGAACACUGGGGUUGCGUAUCGACGGACGAAGGAAGGAAAUCGAACUUUCCUGUAGCUAGUUAGUGGGAUUGUGUAUAUUUUUUUGUGAAUAAAUACCAAACGUGACGAGGGUUGUUAGUGACCUACAAGAAUAUGAACCCUUGUUAUAUUUGGUGCCAACUCGUUGA